Messenger RNA from Sardina pilchardus (European sardine), 3891 nucleotides. RefSeq names its product protein crumbs homolog 1-like. NCBI's taxonomy places the organism in Eukaryota, Metazoa, Chordata, Actinopteri, Clupeiformes, Clupeidae. The transcript has 8 exons. The record is from RefSeq and is a predicted model, not a curated record. The coding region runs from base 48 to 3095 and encodes 1015 amino acids. Gene Ontology annotation, molecular function: calcium ion binding.
GUGAAGAUAUCCAUAUAGCUGGACUAAAACAACUGACACCAAAAGACAUGUGGAAAGUUUUCCUGUGGACUGUUGUAUUACUCCAAACAGGCGCUGUUUGUCAGGAACUCAUCAAUGGAUGUGCUUUGGAGCCAUGCCAGAAUGGAGGCUUGUGUGAGACUGGGGAAGGAAUCUACACCUGCCACUGUUCUCAGGAGAGCCUGAAUGGGCAGCUCUAUGGGGGGGUGAACUGCACAGUGCCUCUCGUAGGAUGCCGAGGUCACCGGUGUCAGAACGGAGGCUCAUGUUCUCCUUACCUCAGUAACGGGCGCCACAGGUACACGUGUGCCUGUCCCAAGGGAUUCACCGGUCCCAAAUGCCGAACUCCCACCACCUUCUCUUUUGAGAAUGACGGAUACCUCCACAUCCAGCCGUCUUUCACCAGCGCUGACGGCUCUCUGAACAUCACCCUGAGUUUCCGCACUGACCAGACGGCCGGCACGCUCCUCCAGCGCAAAGUAGAGGACCUGCUGCUCACCGUGGAGCUGGUGGACGGUCAGGUGCGCCACACCAUGCGCCAGGCCCAGGGGCCGGCUGAGGUGCUGCAGGAGGUGCUGGUGGAGGGCAUGGUGGCCGACGGCAGGUGGCACCAACUGGAGGCCUCGCUCCGGGGCGGGACGCUGGGGCUCACGCUCCAGUGUGCGGACGAUGACUGCCCCGGCACCGAGAGCUCAGGCCAAAGCCCGGCGGGGUCCCCCCCGUCUUCCGAGCUGGGGUCUGGUUACCCCGAGCCCGGCGCAGUCCCUCAAAGUCUCUUUGUCGGAGGCGUGCGGGGGGACGGAGCCCCACACUUCAUCGGCUGCAUUCAGGACUUCCACGUGGAGUCCAGGCUGGUGGUGCCGGGGGUUGGGCUCGCAGCGAAAGCCGAGCAGGUGAAUGUCACGGCCGGCUGCAGUGAGCGGGACAGGUGUGAGGAUGGCCCCUGUCAGAACAGAGGCAGGUGUAUCAGCCAGGGCUGGAUGAGGUACUCAUGCGAAUGCCACCGGCCUUAUGAGGGAGACCACUGCCAAGAGGAGUACGUCACAGCCCGGUUUGGGAAUGAAGACGCUGAGAGCUACGCUUCCUUCCUCGUGGAGGAUGAGCCCAGUGAGACGGUGGCCCUGUCACUGUUUAUUCGCACCAGGAGGCCCCAAGGUCUGCUCCUGGUCUUGGCCAACAGCACCAGUCAGUACCUCCGCGUCUGGUUGGACGAGGGACGGGUCAAAGUUCAAAUCAACAACUUUGAGACCCUGGCGAGUCACGGCAUGGUCAAUGAUGGCCAGUUCCACCUGGUGAGCGUGAAAAUCGAGCAGGCGAGAGUGGCCCUCUUCCUGUCGGCGAGGAGCCAGGGCAACAUCCCCAUCCGGAACAUUCUACUUCAGACGGGAGACAGGUUGUACGUUGGUGGGCUUCCGGACCGGCGUGCUUCGCUGGCCUUCGGGGGAUACUUCAAAGGUUGCGUCCAGGACUUGCGCAUGUCAUCAAAGCACCUGCAGUUUUACCCCAUUGGCACCGCGGUCAGCUCGUAUGUCCAGGAAAGUCUGGUCAAAGUCACACGUGGCUGUGCCAGUGACAACUCCUGCAGUGCUAACCCGUGUUUGAAUGGAGGAGUGUGCUACUCCAUCUGGGACGACUUUGCGUGCAACUGCCCUCCCAACACGGCAGGCCAGCGGUGUGAGAAGGUGAAGUGGUGUGAACUCUCCCCUUGCCCUUCCUCGGCUACCUGUCUGCCAGAUGCGGAUGGCUUCCAGUGUGUUUCAAAUGUGACUUUCCGGGAGAACAGCACCAUACUGACGUACAGGGGCAAUGGGAAAAUCCAGCGACCCCUGGCGAGUGUCUCUCUGCAGUUUCGGACCAGGGCCAGUGAGGGCAUCCUGCUGCACGCCGAGAGGGGCAACGAGUUCAUCUCCGUCUCCAUCCAGAGCUCCCACCUGCUCCUGGAGCUUCAGGGGGACCAGGGGGCCUCAAGACUGAGCAUCGAAAGUGAGAGGCCAGUCAGUGAUGGGGAGUGGCACAUGGCAGAGCUGGUGAUGCAAGAGCCUAUGAGCCUGACGUCCAAGUGGGCCUUGGUGCUGGACGGGGACAUGGAGGAAGCGGCAGUCUCCAAGGACGCCUGUGGGAAUCUGGACUUCCUGAAGGACGGGGUGGAUAUCCUGGUCGGGGGCCUGGGCGCUGGAGCAGGGGGGAACCUGGUGGGCUGCCUCGGCCCCCUGGAGAUUGGUGGCCUGCUGCUGCCAGUCUACACCGACUCCGAGGCCAACCUGCCCCGGCCGCAGGAGGAGCAGUUCUUGCGCACCUCCAGCUCGCCCUGGCUCGGCUGCUGGGGCGCCGACGUCUGCGGGCCCGAUCCCUGCCACAACGGGGGCGUCUGCACAGACCUCUUCAACAAGUUCCGCUGCGAGUGCCCACUGGGCUUAGGGGGGCCACACUGCGACGAGACAGUGGACGCAUGCGACUCGAAGCCCUGCGUCCACGGCAACUGCACCUCCAAGCCAAUGGGCUUUGAGUGCAAGUGCGAGUCCGGCUUUGAGGGAAGGCUCUGUGAGGCCCAUGUGGACGCGUGUGCCAGUAACGAGUGUGGGCAGGGCGCCACCUGUCUCAGAGGCAUCAUGCGGUAUGCCUGUCUCUGCCCGCGGAAUGCCACUGGUGCCCUCUGCAGAGACAAGAUUCCAGAGACCCCAUGGUACAUUGAAAGGGUCCCAUAUCCUAAACUGCCUGUGUCAAUUUGUGGAAAUGAGAACCUAAAUUUCAGCUGUUUCAAUGGUGGAAAUUGCUCAACAAUAGCAGACACUUGCGAUUGUAUGCCUGGGUUCACAGGACAAUGGUGUGAGCAAGAUGUGGAUGAGUGUGCAUCUGACCCCUGUCUGAACGGAGGAUACUGUCGCAAUCUCAUCAACCGCUUCCAAUGCGUGUGUGAAAUGAGCUACUCUGGCGAACAUUGCCAAAUUGACGUCAGUGAUUUCUACGCUUACGUGUUCCUGCUCCUGUGGCAGAACAUCUUUCAGCUUCUCUCAUACCUCAUCAUUCGCUUGGAUGAUGACGACCCUGAGAUUGAUUGGGGUGGCAAUGACUGGUGAUGGAAUGAAGGUGGAGUUCAGAAAGACUGUUUCAAAACAAAAGGAAAUGGUGCAAUACCAUACACAGCAGGUAAAUAUUCAGCUGUAUGCAGCAAUCACUAUCUGAUCAUAUUAAACUCAGCAUGCAUGGAUUUGGUGCAUGUUUUUGUAUCAGAAAAUUGCCCUAUAAAGUGAUGUGAUAAGAAAAACAAACAUUCUGUAUACAGUGCUCUGGUUCAAUGCAGGAUCAAAACAAAAAAGUAUUUUGACUGUAUUCACACUCUGUAUUCCAUAACAGGUAAAUAUAUAGAUGUAAAUAGUCUACACAUCAUGAAUAUAUCCAACCAUAUAAAUGAUACAUUAAACUAAUAACUUAGUGCCUUAAUAUCAGAAAAUAUUUUAUAAUGAUGUUUUUUAUCCUUCUGUCUGAUGAACUGUGUAUAUCCUGUAGAAUAAGAGUGCAUGUGAAUAUGCAAAUGUCAUGUAUCAAUACCUGUACCUAACACAUUUUGCACAAAAUGUGUAAGUGUACGUUUUGUAGUAUCCACAUAACCUACAAGGUAACCUGGGUGUUGAUAUAUAAACUGUAUAUGUUAAGCAGUCAUCAAAAGCAUAUGAAAUGCAUGUUAGAACUUGUCUGUCUUCCUAGUUUUAUGUGUUGGGCAUCACUGACUACCUCAGGUACAUGUGGCUGACAGGAGGUUGUAUGUUAGAUGUUGUCUGUUCAUUUUCUUCCAGUGUAAAAGCAAUGACAAUGAUGAAGUCAUUUUGAAGGGGCGUUUGUUUUGAAAUUUGAAAUAAAUGAUUGCUUUGUUCU